Messenger RNA from Leptosomus discolor (cuckoo roller), 408 nucleotides. The record is from RefSeq and is a predicted model, not a curated record. Lineage: Eukaryota; Metazoa; Chordata; Aves; Leptosomiformes; Leptosomidae.
GCGAUGGCAAUCCCAAGGAGAGCAGCCCCUUCAUCAACAGCACGGACCUGGAGAAGGGCAAAGAGUAUGAUGGCAAGAACAUGGCCCUCUUCGAGGAGGAGAUGGACACCAGCCCCAUGGUCUCCUCUCUGCUGAGCGGGCUGGCCAACUACAACAAUCUGACAGCCGGGCCCCUGAGCCCUGAUGGCUGCCCGCUCCCUUGGCAGGCCCCGCGGAUGGGCACCUUCAUGGGCGUCUACCUGCCCUGCCUCCAGAACAUCUUCGGGGUCAUUCUCUUCCUGCGUCUCACCUGGGUGGUGGGGAUUGCUGGCAUCAUGGAGUCCUUCUGCAUGGUCUUCCUCUGCUGCUCGUGUACCAUGCUGACGGCCAUUUCCAUGAGCGCGAUCGCCACCAACGGCGUGGUGCCAG